GGUCACUUCAGUGUGAAACAGCGGCGCAUCAACUGGCCUCCAAGCCAUGCCCCUCCUUGAUGCUUUGCAGCUGGCUAUUCCUUCUUUUCCAGCCACUACGUGCGCAGAGGCAACUUCUUGGCCGCGGCUUGGAUUCAGGACUUGCUCUAACUUCCUGCGAGACCUCAGAGGAUCUUCAGCUCUGGGUGGAUUGGUCCCUCAGACCACCAGGCCGCGCCCAGCUGUUGGGUGUUCAGGUCUUCUCAGAAGUGGAGGAGGACGUUGUCUUAAUCGCACAGCUUCAAAGGCAUGGCGAUCUGCUGACGCUGAAGGAUGUCCGUCAAGUGGCCUUGCAUGAGAAGUCUGACAGUCUCCAGGGCUUGCUCGGCCAACGCAUCCUGUACGGCAGCAUCGAUUUUGCCAUGGAUGAUAAAGAUCUACUUGGUAUGAUACAUUCCUGCCACAGCAGAAGUCCUUCAAGUGACCCAGUCCAACCUGAGCAGCGGCAGGCUUUAGCAUUUACGCUUGAGGGGGAGCUGCAGCCAGGAUACCAGGUCCAGUUGUCGCAGUCCGAUUGGGUAAUGCCCUUGGCCUGGGCAUUCUCCUUUGAAGUGAUCGAAGGAACAGCUGCUGCACGAGCAGGAGGCGCAAUUCAGAUUUUGGCGCGGGUGUUGAAGGAGGCAAAGUGCUUCAACGAGGAUGCCUUGCUGAAGAACCUUCGCAGUCUAUCUGCUUGCACAUGGGUGCGCUCCUACCCCACCUACAUUCUCCACACAGGGAAAAUGGAAGGUGCAGAUGAUCAGCAACUGCUCUCAUGGAUGGACGGCAUCCGCUCUACUGCAGGCAUAGAUCUGCGAUUCCUGGAUGUAUCUGAGGACUUCGAGCGGGUGGAGGUCGGGGAUUCCAAGGUCAAGCUUGACGAGCAUGACUUGCUGUGGCUCGACUCCACUUUGUCCAACUCUCCGGAGAUUCGCAAGACAAGACCGAGGCGUCAUCAGGCCGGAUACCGCCAUAUGUGUAGAUUCCAGACUUCAACUGUCCUGCAAUUGCCAGCGUUCCAGCAAAUGCGAUAUUUGCUCCAUCUCGACUCUGAUGCCACUUUCCGUUGUGAAGGAUCGCGGUCUUUGGAUCCCUUCAAGGAGAUGGCCCGGAGAGACUAUGUCUAUGGGCUUUUCGAGGUUGGGCUGGAAGAUCCUGGAUGUACGAUUGGGUGGUCAAACUUCUUGAAGGAGUGGGUUCUCCUAAAUGAUCUCGAACUUCCAAAUCCUGCAGCUGCUCUUUCAACGGCGGGCAAAAACAUCAGUCAACUGGACACCAGCAACGACACUGAGAAGAUGGUUGAAGUUUCCUUGGACUCCCUGUCUCUUACAUGGGGAACCGCUUGGGAGGUACUGGACCUCGACUUCUUCACCUCAGCUGAAGUGAUGCACUUCACAAAACGGGUGGAGGGAACCUUAGGGCAUUACAGGUACCUUUGGGGCGACCAUUUAAUACGUGCCUAUCAGGUCUUACUCUAUGCUCCGUUGGAACGUGUGCGUUGCUUUGAUUCCGACGAGUUGCCUGGAAGUCAUGGAUGCUCGGGCGACAACCAGUUUGACUCGGAGGACGCGGAGGGCGAAUGGCACAACGUCUAUGGCGUGGUGGAUGAUAUCAGUUGUCCCCAUUUGUGGAUUGAAAGUGGUCUGAAGGGUGUUGAGUGGCUUGGGGGACCUGGAAGCGGGACUUCUCCAACAGCUUGCCUCAAAUUGUGUAACCAGCGGCCUCAUUGUCAGGGCUUCGACUUUGUGUAUCGAGAAAGCUCUCAAACUGCUGACUGCGUGCUUCGCAGUGGACGCGCUGAAGACGAGGAGUGUAACGUCGGUGGAGUAGAGGGUGCUGCCAUGGAGCCCUGGCUCCAGAUUGGUGGCACCAAUUUGGUGACCAAGGUUGGAGCUGCCAAUCGUUACGAGCUCAUUGAAAAAAUAGUGGAGAGGCAGAUGAAUUGCAGCGAAUGGCGAGAGGAACUUGCUGAGAAGAUCCGCAAAGCAGAGAUAACGAGCUUACAAGAUUUGCCGUGAGCAAAAGAA
Molecule: messenger RNA, 2045 nt
Organism: Cladocopium goreaui
Lineage: Eukaryota; Dinophyceae; Suessiales; Symbiodiniaceae
Source: the annotation of a GenBank genome assembly